Messenger RNA from Nerophis ophidion (straightnose pipefish), 1836 nucleotides. RefSeq names its product carboxyl-terminal PDZ ligand of neuronal nitric oxide synthase protein-like. The coding region runs from base 291 to 1832 and encodes 513 amino acids. Gene Ontology annotation, molecular function: nitric-oxide synthase binding. The transcript has 10 exons. The record is from RefSeq and is a predicted model, not a curated record. NCBI's taxonomy places the organism in Eukaryota, Metazoa, Chordata, Actinopteri, Syngnathiformes, Syngnathidae.
GUGACGGCGGCGACCGUGACACAAACACCCGCUCCGUGACGCCGAUCAGGCCGGGGGAGGAACCACGCAGGCGAUGCGCUGAGCCCGGAAAGCGGCGCGCAAUCCUCCGUCAGAGGGAGGCAGGACACACCGGUCACAGAUCUGCCGUCAAGCGGUGCUCUCUUUCCGCGGACAUCCAUCCGUCUUGGAGCGUUCCUGGGAGUGACACUGCGGGGGAUCUCAGGCAUAACAAGUGUGUGUAAGAGUGUGUGUGUGUAAGAGUGUGUGUGUGAUUAGUGAUUAGUGAAUGAAUGAGGAUGCCAGGUGUGACCAAGUACAAUCUGGUGGACGACUCCCACGACCUGAGGGUUCCUAUGCAUAACGAGGAGGUGUUCCAGCAUGGGGUCUGCUUCGAAGCCAAGUACAUUGGCAGCCUGGAGGUGGGUCGUCCUGGCAGUCGCAUGGAGAUAGUGGCCGCCAUGAGGAGGAUCCGAUACGAGUUCAAGCUGAAGAACAUAAAGAAGAAGAAGGUCAACAUCGUGGUGUCCACGGACUUUGUCAAGGUGGUCCUGAGGAAGAAGAAGAGAAAAGGCUGGACCUGGGACCAGAACACCAUCUUGGUGUCGGAGGACCCCAUCUACAGGAUUUUUUAUGUCUCGCAUGACGCCCAAGACCUGAAGAUCUUCAGCUACAUCGCCAGAGAGGGCGAGAGCAACAGUUUCCGCUGUAACGUCUUCAAGUCCAAGAGGAAGUCCCAGGCCAUGAGGAUCGUGCGGACCGUGGGUCAGGCCUUCGACGUGUGCCACCAGCUGACUCUGCAGCAGAAGACAGAGGACCAGGAGGACCAGGAGGACAAGACCAAGGAGCCGGAAGACCUGUCAGCGGAGAGGAGGUUUGCCUGGUCAGAGACUGACCUUGAAGGCACCACGGAGGACAGCAUGGACUGCAACACCUCAUCAGACCUGGAGAGAAAGAAGAAAGUCCCGGGCAAACAGGGGAAGUUCUCCGAUGACGGCUCUCUCCUUCUGAGCUCACCCGCCAGCCAGGCUCCUUUGGCGGCUCAGUCCGGUGCAGAGAGACCCUGCAGUUCCUCAGAGCAUCGCUACCAACUCCUGCAGAAAGAACUGCAGCAGCAGGAGCAACACGCCCUGGCAGCUUCUGCCCAGGUGCACGUGCUGCGCGGCCAGCUCUCCGUGGAGGUGUGUGCUCGGACCGAAGCCCAGACCAGAGUCCAGAGACUGCUGCAGCAGAACACGGACCUGUUGCAGCACAUUUCCCUGCUCGUCAAGCAGGUCCAGGAGCUGGAGAUCAAGGCCGGCGGACAUCUGACGUCCAUGGGCUCGCAGGACAGUCUCCUGGAGAUCACCUUCCGCGCCCAGUCCUCCAGCACGCCCAGUGACCCCCUCACCCCUUCGCCCUCCACGGCCACCUCGCUCUCUCUGCAGCAGAUAAGUGACGGCGCUUGGGUCUCCGCCCUGUCCGCCGGGCCCUGCUCCCCGGGCUCCGCAGCCACCGACAGCAGCCCCCCGGGUCUGGGGGGUGGGGUGGUGCGCCUGGAGUGCUUCCGUUUCUCCUCUCUGGGUCCGGAGGGUCCGGAGCAAGGCCGAAGCACGGGAGGGACGCCCGAGGACGGCGUCCCAGAUGACGCUUCCCUGGUCCUGGGCGCUUUGGAGCUGCUCCGGUUCAGGGAAUCGGGGAUCGGAUCGGAGUACGAAUCCAACACGGAUGAGAGUGAUGACCGGGACAGUUGGGGCCUAGGGGAGGCGGCCACGCUGGACGGCGCCAUUCGACUGUUCAACGUGUUGAAUGUGGAGAGUCUAUCGGACUGUCUGGGGGAGGAGGUGGCCAUUUAGACGU